Messenger RNA from Chlamydomonas reinhardtii, 526 nucleotides. RefSeq lists its product as uncharacterized. Gene Ontology annotation, molecular function: calcium ion binding. Lineage: Eukaryota; Viridiplantae; Chlorophyta; Chlorophyceae; Chlamydomonadales; Chlamydomonadaceae. The record is from RefSeq and is a predicted model, not a curated record. The coding region runs from base 260 to 463 and encodes 67 amino acids. The transcript is spliced from 3 exons.
UUAUUGCAUGAUCAACUUCACAAAUCUUGAAGCUCCUGCUCAAAGCAAGUUUGAACUGUAGCUGUCGAUGAUGUCCGCAGCUUUGUCGCGAGUCGCCGCCGAGGCCUUUGCAGAGGUCGCAAAUGGGGUACUCGAUGCCCAUAUUAACAGAUACAGCUUUAAGAGGGCCCUUGUGCUGGCCUGCGGGUGGAGGCCUUCUAAACAUGAUUUGAGGCGACUUCUUGGGCCGGAACCGGAGAAGGAGGAGUACACAUAUGACAUGCUAGUCCGCGUCAUCAAGGUGGUCGUGGCCUCUCGGGACGCUGACUCGCAACUCCGUGCCAUCUACCAGGCCUUCGACAGGCAAGGACUGGGGUUCAUACGUCGUGAGGAUGCGCUUCACGUCUUUCAUAAAGUCAUGCCAUCCGUGAAGAGCCAUACCGUCGAGGAGGUGCGCGACACAUGGGACCAGGGCUUACAGUAAUGCUCAUCCGGGUUGCUAUUGCUGUCAUGUUGACGCCCGCUGCUGUGAUUUGCCAACCCCUCU